AGUGUAUACUCGUGCCCGCUCCUGUUAUCCUUCCGAAGGCAGGCGGAUAACACGGAGAAGCAGCGAUGGAAACCUCACUGUUGAUCGCUACGCCUCCUGUUCCAUCUCGCCGCCUCCUCUUGUCCCGCCUCGCCUUCGCCUCCCCCCGCCGUUUUCUCCCACGCCUACCAUCUCGCCGACUCCUCCGCUGCCGUCGGUGCCGCCUCUCCCUUCCGCGUUGCUACGUCUCUCAAGCACCCGCAGUUGCGACUUCCGUUGAUCCGUCUGUAUUUGGGGGUCCGAAGGAGCUGUCCGGCCCUCAGGCUGUCAUUAGCUCCCUUCCUCCUCCAGCAAGGCUUGCGUCGUCCAUUGUCCUUACUGCCAUCGCUAUUGCCGCCGGGUUUGGUAUAGGUGUUCGUCUUGGAGGAACUAAAGCUGCGGGGAUUGGUGUGGCGGCGGCCCUUGGAGCUGCCAGUGGUGCGGCAGCUUAUUCACUGAAUUCGAAAGUCCCUGAGGUUGCGGCGGUCAGCCUGCACAAUUUGGUGGUUGGGUAUGAUGAUCCGGCAGAUCUAAGGAAGGACGAAGUCGAAGCUAUUGUGCAGAAAUAUGGCGUUAGUAAGCAGGAUGAUGCAUUUAAAGCAGAGCUCCGUGACUUGUAUAGUAGGUUUGUUUCUUCUAUUCUUCCACCUGGAAGUGAAAACCUCAAAGGAAAUGAAGCUGAGACUAUAAUUAAAUUUAAAGACGCUCUUGGCAUUGAUGAUCCAGAUGCUGCAUUAGUUCAUGUUGAAAUCGGUAGACACAUUUACAGGCAAAGGUUGGAAACAGGAGACCGUGAGGCUGACAUAGAGCAACGCAAGGCAUUCCAGAAGCUUAUUUAUGUUUCAACACUUGUAUUUGGAGAAGCAUCGAAGUUCCUGCUGCCUUGGAAACGCCUUUUCAAUGUUACUGAUUCCCAGAUUGAAAUUGCUAUCAGAGACAAUGCUCAAAAAUUGUAUGCUUCAAAGCUAAAAGCAAUUGGACAAGAUAUUGACGAGAAGCAACUCAUUGAUCUUAGACAGUCACAACUGUUGUAUAAGCUUUCUGAUCAGACUGCAGGCGAAAUGUUCAGGGAACAUACAAGAAAGUUGGUUGAAGAAAAUAUUUCAUCAGCACUUUUUAUUUUGAAGUCUCGCACACAUGCUACCACGGGAAUAGCACACGUUGUUCAAGAGCUGGAUAAGGUUUUGGAAUUCAACAACAUUCUUAUAUCACUAAGCAAGCAUCAUGAAAAUGGUCAAUUUGCUCCUGGUGUUGGACCUAUAUCCUUACUUGGUGGGGAAUACGAUGGUGAUAGAAAGUUUGAUGAUUUAAAGAUUCUUUAUAGAAGUUAUGCAGAAGAAUCUUUUCCAGAUGGUCGUCUCCAAGAAGAAAAGCUUGCAGCUUUGAACCAGUUGAGGAAUAUAUUUGGUCUAGGGAAACGUGAGGCAGAGAACAUUAUGUUGGAUGUAACCUCUAGAGUCUAUCGUAGGAGGCUUGCUCGAGCAUUUUCUGGUGGUGAUCUGGAUGCAGCUCCUAGCAAAGCUGCCUACCUUCAAAACCUUUGUGAAGAUUUACAUUUUGAUCCAAAUAAUGCUAGCAAGAUUCAUGAAGAGAUUUACAGGCAGAAACUUCAACAGUUCGUAGAAGAUGGUGAACUGAGUGAUGAGGAAGUUGCUUCACUACAGCGUUACAGGGUUCUUCUUUGCAUUCAUCAGGAGACUGUUGAUGCUGCACACGCCGAUAUAUGUGGACGUUUGUUUGAGAAGGCUGUUAGAGAUGCAAUUGCAUCAGGCGUCGAUGGAUAUGAUGAUGACAUGAGAAACUCUGUGAGAAAAGCUUCUCAAGGUCUGCGCCUUACAACUGAAGCUGCCAUGGCCAUUGCUAGCAAGGCGGUUCGGAAAGUCUUCCUCACCUACAUACAACGAUCAAAAAGUGCCGGCAGUCGUACUGAAGCUGCAAAAGAGCUUAAAAAAUUAAUAGCAUUCAAUGCCUUGGUGGUCACAGAUUUGGUAUCUGACAUUAAAGGAGAGCAUGUUGCACCAACUGAGCCUAUCGAUGUUGAAGCUAAACCGGUAGAUGAAGAAGAUGAAUGGGAGUCACUGCAGACACUAAGAAAGACAAAGCCAAGCAAAGAGCUGGAUGCAAAAUCAAGCAAGCCGGUUCAGACAGAAAUAACACUCGGAGAUGACCUGCCUGAAAGAGACAGGGCUGAGAUCUACAGAACCUAUUUGCUAUUCUGCAUAACCGGGGAAACUACUGCAGUACCAUUUGGGGCUCAGAUUGUUACAAAGAAAGACAAUUCAGAAUUCCAACUGCUAAAACAGCUAGGGGGAAUAUUGGGAAUGAGUGAUAAGGAAAUAGUGGAGGUCCACCGGAACUUUGCAGAACAAGCAUUCAUGAAACAGGCUGAAAUUAUUCUAGCUGAUGGCCAGUUAACCAAAGCGAGGAUCGAGCAGCUCAAUGAGGUGCAGAAGCAGGUGGGAUUGCCUGCAGAGUACGCACAGAAAGUAAUUAAGAACAUAACAACAACCAAGAUGUCUCGUGCUAUCGAAACUGCCGUAGCUCAAGGGAGGAUAGGCAUUAAACAGGUUCGGGAGCUAAAAGAAGCUAAUAUUGACCUGGAUAACAUGAUCUCGGAACGCUUGCGUGAGAAUCUAUUCAAAAAAACAGUGGAAGAGAUUUUUUCAUCUGGCACAGGUGUAUUUGAAGAAGUGGAGGUGUACGAGAGGAUCCCCUCAGAUCUUAGCAUAGAUGCAGAAAAAGCCAAAGCGAUAGUAAAGGAGCAUGCAAAGAGCAGACUGGCAAACACAUUGGUCCAAGCUGUUGCACAACUCAGACAGAAAAACCGGGAUGGAGUGGUAUCCUCUCUCAAUGACAUGCUGGCUUGUGACACGGCGGUGCCUGCUGACCCCCUUACAUGGUCAUCUCCUAAAGAACUGGCCGACUUAUAUUGUGCGUAUCUGAAAAGCAUCCCCAAACCGGAGAAGCUUGCACGGCUGCAAUACCUCCUCGGCAUCAGUGAUGCGACUGCUACUAUACUAAGAGAUACUGCAGAGAGAGGAGCACUCCCCGAAGAAGAUGAAGAUGAAGAAAAGUUUGAGUUUUAAGAAUUUAUUUUGCAACCCGAAAUUUAUCAUAAUAAGAUUUUAUAUGAAUAGAGGGUGUAGACAUUUUUGAAGAGCUUGAAUGUUGUACAGUAGACAAGCUAAUCACACAAGGGUUACGAAAUUCAGUUAAUUUCAUCUCUCUCUAUA
This is a messenger RNA of Zingiber officinale, 3251 nucleotides long. Its product is annotated as protein TIC110, chloroplastic-like. The transcript has 15 exons. Bases 66 to 3104 code for a protein of 1012 amino acids. Gene Ontology annotation, biological process: protein import into chloroplast stroma. The record is from RefSeq and is a predicted model, not a curated record. NCBI's taxonomy places the organism in Eukaryota, Viridiplantae, Streptophyta, Magnoliopsida, Zingiberales, Zingiberaceae. Gene Ontology annotation, cellular component: TOC-TIC supercomplex I.